AUGAUCGUGCAAGAAGGUGACAUAUUUCCUUGUAUGUAUUUUAUUCACGAAGGAGAAGUCGAAAAGUGGGUUACCGACAAAGGCGGCGACAAAAAAAUGAUAUCCCUUUUAAGUACGAACGAUUAUUUUGGAUUUAUACCAGGUCUCUUUCCAAACUCUCCAUUUCAAUUCACCUAUAUGUCACGGACGGUCGUUGAUGUAGUUUUCCUGAGAUUUAAAGACUGGCAAGAUCUUCUGCACGGGUACCCUAAAAUCAAAUAUAGUCUAUACACGGCGGCAAAACAAUUGAAAAAGGAAAUGAUGGGAAAAAAUUAG
This is a messenger RNA of Parnassius mnemosyne (clouded apollo), 315 nucleotides long. Lineage: Eukaryota; Metazoa; Arthropoda; Insecta; Lepidoptera; Papilionidae. The record is from the annotation of a GenBank genome assembly.